Mercenaria mercenaria is the source of this 14394-nucleotide messenger RNA. RefSeq names its product mRNA (2'-O-methyladenosine-N(6)-)-methyltransferase-like. NCBI's taxonomy places the organism in Eukaryota, Metazoa, Mollusca, Bivalvia, Venerida, Veneridae. Gene Ontology annotation, molecular function: RNA polymerase II C-terminal domain binding; mRNA (2'-O-methyladenosine-N6-)-methyltransferase activity. Gene Ontology annotation, cellular component: nucleus. The transcript is spliced from 13 exons. The coding region runs from base 150 to 2159 and encodes 669 amino acids. The record is from RefSeq and is a predicted model, not a curated record.
CAUUUCUGGCUUCACUGGCCAUAGUUGUUGGUGAGGCAGAAUAUACGCUCUCAAAUUUACAGCAAGCUUGCGCAAUCUGACUGGAAACAAACAAGAAUUUGCCGACCAAAAGAUUGAGCAAAGUCGUCAUGUGAUUGCAAUAUGUAAAAAUGGCAGAUGUCCAGCAAGCACCAAUGAUUGACAAAACACUUCCAGAUAAAUCGGGAGACGGCAUCCAGUCAAGCGGAACAAAUGGAAAUUCCAAGAGUCCGAGCACUCCUGAUCAAACAGUUCCAGAUCCGAACAAAAAAGUGCUACAACAUCAGACUUCAGUCGGGUCAAUGGGUUCUCCUGAACCAUUGCCAUCGGACGAUCUACCGGAGGAAUUGCUGCAGAUUGGAUGGAGAAAGUAUUGGAGUAAAAGAGAAAAUAUGCCAUAUUACUUCAAUAAGAUAACAAAUGAGUCUCUUUGGGAAAUGCCACAGCUUCUGCAUGAUCCAACCACUGACCCACUUGGAAUUGGUUCAGACCAGGCUCCACACCCCCAUGUUGGGGACAAGCGCCUCAGUCGCCCCAGUAUAGAUAUACCCCCCACUGGUCUUCCACAGCACAAGAGGCGGCACAGUGGAGAAGUUCUUGGGAGCCCAACAGCUAAAAGACCUGCUUUUGCUUACAGUCCAUUUUGGAACUUUGAGAUGCCAACAAAUGCAGUAAUUUUUGAGAGAGCACCAUGUGUUCUGCCCCCACCACAUCCAGAGAUAGAGUUGAUGAGAGCACAGAUGGUACACAAGUUACGACAACAUUACCAAGAACUGUGUCAUUCUAGAGAAGGCAUAGAUGCACCAACAGAGUCAUUUAACAGGUGGUUGUUAGAACGUAAAGUUGUAGACAUGGGUCAUGAUCCAUUGUUUCCGACGGUAUGCCAUAAUGAAGUAUCACAGUCAAUGUACAGGGAAAUUAUGAACGAUAUUCCAGUGAAACUUGUGAAGCCAAAGUAUUCUGGAGAUGCCAGGAAGCAGUUACUGCGAUAUGCAGAGGCAGCUAAGAAGAUGAUAGAUUCAAGAGGAGGGACGCCUGAGGGUAGAAAAGUUGUAAAAUGGAAUGUAGAGGAGACGUUUACUUGGUUACGGAAACAAAAUGCUGUUUAUGAAGAUUACUUGGAGAGAUUGGCACAUUUGAAGAGGCAGUGUCAACCCCAUGUAACAGAAGCAGCUAAAACAUCUGUAGAGGGAAUCUGUACCAAAAUGUAUAAUAUGGCAUGUGAAAUGGCCAAAAAGAUCUCCGAUAAACACUGGGAACUUCUCAGAGAAUUUAAUAUAAAUGAAAUCCAACAGCCACCUGAGCCGAUUCACCGGCGGAAAGUGUUUUGUUAUCCUGUACACAUGGUAGUACCUUCUCCUCGAUUACAAAUAGUGGAGAUGUCACAGGAAAAUGAACAACAUCUCCUCAAGUAUAGAGGAGAAACUCUCAAAAUAAACAGUUCUCAUUUUUAUAAACUUGAACAACUUUACAAGAUCUCUUGCCGUGAUGACCCCAGGUUUGAUCACUAUCUUACUCGAGUCUGGUCAUUAUUACGGAGGUACCAUACUCUGUUUGGUACACAGCCAAAUGAAGGUCUCAGUCUACAAGGUGCCCUGCCGUUAUCUGUGUUCGAAUGUUUGCAUCGUGUGUUUGGCGUUACCUUUGAAUGUUUUGCAUCUCCACUCAACUGUUACUUCAGACAGUAUUGUUCAGCAUUUCCCGAUACGGAUUCAUAUUUCGGCUCCAGAGGUCCAAUUUUAAAGUUUUACCCCAUCAGUGGAUCAUUUGAGGCAAAUCCCCCAUUCUGUGAGGAACUUAUGGAAUCUAUGGUUGACCAUUUUGAGGGUUUAUUAACAGAAUCAAAAGAACCGUUAUCAUUCAUUGUGUUCAUACCUGAGUGGAGGGACCCACCAACAGAGGCCUUAAUGAGACUCGAAUCAAGUCCAUUCAAACGGAAACAAGUCAUUUUACCACCAUAUGAACAUGAGUAUAGACAUGGAUUUCAACAUAUAUGUUCAAAAGAUGAUAUGAAUUUCAAAGCAGUGCAUGGAACAUUAGUCGUGUUUCUACAAAAUGAUGCUGGAUUUCAGCGCUGGGGUCCAACCACGGAACGUGUGAAAGAACUUCUCAUUUCUGCAAAGCCUAGGGAGUCAUUGUGAACCUUGUGUACAGUAUUGGUCUCAGGACUUGGUCGGCAGAGCCAUGUGAAUGGUAGUGAGUCAUAUUGCCAUGCAAUCAAAACCAUUUGUAGAAGUAUUUGAAAUAUUGGUGAGGAGGAAUUUUCAUAUUGUCUGAACCUUGUGGUGAAAGAUAUUCAUAACAUGUGAAGGAAUUUUCAUGUUGUCUGAAACUUGUGGUGAAAGAUAUUCAUUAUGUGUGAAGGAAUUUUCAUGUAGUCUGAAACUUGUGGUGAAAGUUAUUCAUAAUGUGUGAAGGAAUUUUCAUGUAGUCUGAAACUUGUGGUGAAAAAUAUUCAUAAUGUGUGAAGGAAGUUUCAUAUUAUCUAAACCUUGAGGUGAAAAAUAUUCAGUCAUUAAAAAUCUGUUAAAAGUGAUUACUUGAAAUCUUAAUGGCAUAAAAUGAUGUAAGAAGCAAUUACUUUAAGUCUCUCACAGGAACUACAUGUAUACAUAAAUAUUUUGCCAAAAUUUUAGUCUGUCAUGAGAACCAUUUGAAAGAAACAUAAUAUACUGGUAUAUUGAAUUUAAACCGCAAGGAUAAUGUGAAAGCAACAACUAAAAUAAAUCAGAACCAUUGAUAUACUGUUUAAAGUGAGAACCUUGGAAGUAGUAAAUGCUUGUUGUGAUAACCUUAGGAAAAGGUAAUGCUUAGAGUGAUAACCUUGGAAAAGGGAAUAGCUAAUAGUGGCAGCCAUAGGGAAAGCAAUGGCCUCCAGUAAGGACCAUUGGAGAAGAAAUGGCUAGCAAUUAGGUUCAUGGGAAAAGUAAUGGUUUUCAGUGAGGACCGUAGAAGAAAUGGCUAGCAGUUAGGUCCAUGGGAAAAGUAAUGGUUUUCAGUGAGUACCAUAGGAGAGGAAAUGGCUGGCAGUUAGGUCCAUGGGAAAAGUAAUGGUUUUCAGUGAGAACCGUAGAAGAAAUGGCUAGCUGUUAGGUCCAUGGGAAAAGUAAUGGUUUUCAGUGAGAACCAUCAGAGAAGAAAUGGCUAGCAGUUAGAUCUAUUGGAAAAGUAAUAGCUUUCAGUGAGGACUAUAGGAGAAGAAAUGGCUAGCAGUAAUGGUCCAUGGGAAAAGUAAUUAUUGAAAUGUGUGUAAAGCAUUUAAAAGGAGUUCUGUAAUAAGAUCAUUGUGAAAAAUAAUUGUUCUUGAGUUAAACCAAUAUGAACAUUAUUUAUCUGAAGAAGAAGCAUUUGAAAAUUAAUUUCCUAAUGUCAAGGAACUAAACUACUUACAAACAAAUCAGAUCUAAAUUAAUUCUAUUAUGACACAGAUAUAAGUAAUGUCUUAACCUUUAGCCUGUUGUUGGCAAGUGAUUCUGCCUUUGCGACCAGUGCAGACCAAGAUCAGCCUGCACGUCCGUGCAGGCUGAUCAUGGUCUGCACUGUUCGCUAUUCAGUCAGUAAAUUUCGGUAAACAUCCCUUUAAAUAAUAAAUGGUACUGCCCAAAUUGAAUGAUGGACCAGUCCAUUUUAGAAAUUUAGCAGAAUAAAGGUUAAAAUGACAUACCAUCAAACUGCAAUCACUCUAGGUCACAAAGAGAUGGCAAGCUGCCAGAGAUAUUCGCUGUUUUAAGCGAUCCUAAAAAUAGAAAAUGUGAGAAGAACAGCCCAUGACCUCACAAGGUGCUCGAGAUAGUCUGGAAGCUGGAGCCAUUUGUUGUAGAGUGAGUGGUGUUUCAUUGUAGUUCAUUCUUGUAUAGAAUUAAUAAGCAAUUGUCUUUGACAUAGAUUCUGUCUGUUUAAAUUUCAUAUGUUGUGUGAGAACAUAUUUUCAUUGUAUGCAUGCAUAUAUGCACACAUUUCCUUCAUUUAGUUGAGUUUACACAUUAGUUCACAUUUACAUACUUUAGUAUUUGUACAUCAUGUCAUCACAUACAUGUAUAUAAAGCAAAUUCGUCCUAUAGUGCAUGUCAUUACAUACAUGUGUAAAUUAGUACAUAGAUACAAAAUUUAGUGUGUGUUUACUAUGUCAACACAUUAACAUAGGCCUGUAGAUUAUGCCAUAUCAUACACAUGUACCAUUAUUUAUUUUCAAACAUACUCACUGUAAAUAGAACAUGAAAUAUACAUCCAGUUUAAUUUUCAUAUGUAUAAAGGUGGACUGUACAUAAGAUACGAGAUGGAAACAUUGGUAUAUAUCAUUGGUGUUAUUUGUUCCAAAAUUGUCUCUUAUGAAGAGAUCUGAUUGUUCAUGAAAAACUUCUGUUUUGGCUUAUACAAAUAUAGCAUAUCAUUUUUAGCUCACCAGAGCACAAAGUGCUCAAGGUGAGCUAUUGUGACCGGUCAUUGUCCAGCGUCCGUCAAAAAGUAGGUCAGUAGGCCAGAUCAAAGGAAAAGCUUGUGAACGCUCUAGAGGCCAAUGUUUUGACCCAAUCUGUAUGAAACUUGAUUAGAUUGUUUGUCUUGAUGAUUUCUAGGUAAAGUUCGAAACUGGGACAUGUGGGGUCAAAAACUAGGUCAGUAGGCCAGAUCAAAGGAAAAGCUUGUGAACAUUCUAGAGGCCGCAUUUGUGACCCAAUCUUAAUGAAACUUGGUCAGAAUGUUUGUCUUGAUGAUCUCUGGAUCAAGUUUUAAUUUGGGUCAUUUAGGGUCAAAAACAAAUUCACAUGGUCAAAUCAAAGGAAAAGUUUGUGAACACUCUAAAGGCUACAGUUGUGACUCAAUCUUUAUGAAACUUGGUCAGAAUGUUUGUCUUGAUGAUCUCAAGGUUAAAUUUGAAACUGGCUCAUGUGUGGUAAAAAGCUAGGUCAGUAGGCCAGAUCAACUCUGGUGAGCGAUAUAUAGGGCCAUCAUAGCCCUCUUGUUUAGAGCAAAUGUUUUAAGGUUGAAGAUUCAAAUUGUAUGCUCACAAACACUUCCAGGCCCGGAUUUCACGAAAAUACUUAAGUUAGUUAAGAAUGUUAAUUUGUUUAAGAAAGGUAAAAACUUCAGCAAAUCAGCCUACUUGAGUCAAUUAACAAAGUUAAGUAUUUUCGUGAAAUUGGGGCCAUGGUCUUACUAGUAUAAUUUUAAAUGCUGUUAGAAAAUUCUUUCCACUCCGCUAUCUCACAGAUGGCCAGUGGUUUUAUCCAUAUGCCAGUUUGUGCCUGACAUAAAUUAAGGACAUGAAUACCUGUACCAGUAAAACUAUGAGUUUCUGAAGGACCUUAAAGGGAAUUGCAUAUGUACACCAGAUAUCAAGAAAUUGUAAAAUGUAUAGCCUCUCUGAUACAUGUAUAUUGAUAAUGUUAAUGACUCUGAUAUAGGGCACAACUAAAUAUUAGAAUUUACUAAAUAUACUCACUUAAAUGAUAGUGAUUUUUUCUACAAUUUUUGCAGUUUACAUAAGUGAGUCUAUGAAAGUUAGUUUUUCUACACAAUUUACAUAAGUGAUUGCUCACAAGUGUAUUUAUAAAUAAAUACAAAAAAUAAUGGAACCAUUUCGCUUUGACUUAAUUUUUAGUUUAAAGUAUUUUCUAAAUUAAAAAAAAAUUGAUAUAAGUCUAGAGGCAUGUCCCUUUAAGUGUUUGUUGCAGUCAUUUACUCAAAACAAAUUAAAACAUUUUUAUCAUUGUUUUGCAGUUAUAGUUAAAUGAUUAAGUUCAAGUGCGGACUAUUUUUAAAGAUUUUGUAGGUGAGUCGUUACACUGAAUUAAAUCCCAGUAAACAAAUUUCCUAUUUGUUUUAUCUUUAAGAAAUAAAAUUCCAUGAAAUUGUAUCCCCUUAAAGUUGCUAUUGACACUUCAUGUCAUGAAAUUAAGGGUUUUACAAUAAUUGAUACAAAGACUAAGUCCUCAAUCAACUGCAGUCAAAUGUGCUUCAAACAUACAUUUUACAUGUCACAUAAUAUGAAUUUUUUUCUAGUUUUAUAUGUAGAAAGAAAAGAUGAAAGUGACAGGAUUAAAGUUCCUGUUACUUGAAACAUGUUAUUCAACAGACAUUUUUACACAUUUGAUCUCGGCUGAAGUUUGAAUUAUAACAAAUCAAAUGCUGAUAUUGAAGUGUUAAUCAUAUUUAUCUUGUACAUUUAAUUUUUAAAGUUUAUGUUAAAUGUGAGCUAACAUGUGAAAGUUGCAAUUUACUUACUGGGUGAUCAGAUAUGGACUACUGUAAAAUCAUUUAAUAUCAUGGGUAUAAAGUUUAAGUGGUUUCUUGAGGAAAUAAUUUCUUGGAUUGGCACUUAAGAUAAAAGAAUUGGAACUUCCGUUGUUCAUUGGGAUUUAAUGUCGUAGUUUGAUGCUUACACGAAAUCAAAAAAAAAAAAAAAAGUUCCCUUUGAAUAUUAAAGUAAACCCUGGAAGAGAAAAUACCAGGGUCCAUACUGGGGCUUGAACCCCGGACCUCGUGGUCCGUAGGUGGACACUAACCACGUCGCUAAAGAGUUAACCCAACAGUAAGGCUGUUGGAAGUGGCCUAUAAACCUACUAUCACUACAAUAUUAAGGAGAUUCCAGUAUGCUUUUCAGCUCUUAGACUUUUUUUGGUAAUUCCUCUGUUGUAGGAAUAGAAUGAAUUUUUUUGCAGAUAAAUUUGUUGUGUAUUGCCAUUGUUUUGUUAAUGAGACUAUAGGUGGAGCAUAUUGAACAGUCAUUCAUUUUGUUAGUGAGACUAUAGUUAGAGCACACUGAACAGUCAUACUUUCCUGUACAUACUCUUACAGAAAAAGUGCUUCUUGAUACAGGGUAUUAUCAGUUAAAAAUUGACUUGAAAGCACGUAACAGGUUUUAAUGGAUUGUGUCAGUCAAAUAUUAAAUUAAAUUAAAUGUUUUCACUUCCGCGUUUGAAAGAUGGCAGCGAGUAAAACACAACCGAGACUUUAGUCUAUAAUUUUGACAGAGACUUCAGGCAUAAUAUGAUCAGAAAGUUUGGCUUUAUACUGGUAAAAAGAUAUGAUAGAAUCCACCAAUUAUUAAUGUUAUGCAUUGCUGUUUUCACUUUUUCACUACCAUUUUUUGUCGUAAUUCUAGAAAAAGACUUGUUGUUAUUUAAAAGUAAUGAUUCUGUAUUAGCAAGGUCAUACAUGUUGAGCUGGUUUAAUUACAUAUUGUCAAAUCAAUUAGUUUUGUGGGCAUGAAAUUUUGCAAUUUUUGGAAAAAACAGCUAACUCUUCGUGAUAUGAAUUAGUGAAUUUCAACUUUUGCAUAUAAAAUACAAGAGCUUUCAUUUGUUCAUAUGAAUUAAAUUUCGAGAAUUGACGAAACAAGGAUAUCCCCAAAAAGCAGUCGCCCACGAUUGAUACUGGUUUUACAGUAUAUGUAAUAAUUCUUUACUCUGGCUUUAAUGUAAAUAAAAUAAAACCCCAAAGUGAGUAGUAAAAUUAUGUGCCAUAAUAUUGCAUUUCUUACACUUACAUAUAGCAAAAACCGUGGAAAUACAAACUUAGCUGUUGCUGGUGGAGAAAAAUUUUAGUGGGACCCAUUUUACUGUAAACCUAAAUGUGUUAUAUUGUAUUGUUUUUGAUUUUUAUUUGUUCAAGAACUGCUUAGCUAAAUUAGAUUUGUUGAUUUUUUUUUAUAUGAAUUUUAUGAUAAAGUGUUUGUAAGAGAUGUUAUAUGCCCUGAUUUUAAUGUUCUUAUGUUUGUUAAUUCUGUUGUAAAAUAUUUGUUGCUUAUAUAGGAUAUGAAAUCUGUUUUUAGCUUGACUUUUCAAAGAAUAGGUAGAGCUAUUGCACUCACCCAUGCAUUGAUGUCAGCAUUUGAUUUUGUUAAUUUUGUAAGUAAGCUGAUACCUCAGUAUCCACUUACAGGAAUGGAUCGAAAGGUCACAUAUUUAUUCAUUAUGAUAUUCUGACUUGAAAUGCACAGGUUCCAUAAUUUUUUUCGCAUUUCUAUGAAUCUGUGCUUCUUUUUCGACUUUCGUAUUCAUUCACUUAACUUUCUUUAGUGACAAGGCUGUCGAAAAGCCGAGAGUUGCUGUCCUCGGGCAACUCUUGUUUCUAUAUUUUGUCUUUGAAUAGUAAGUGUUAUUAUCACUAUUUUGUUUUCAACUUAUUAUGUCUCCCGCCACACAGUGGUGUGGGAGACAUAUUGGUUUACUCCUGUCUGUGUGUGUGUGUGUGAGUGUCUGUCACAAAUCUUGUCCACACUAAGUCGAACAUUCUCAUCCGAUCUUCACCAAACUUGAACAAAAUGUGUUUGCCAAUAAGUCCUCAGCCAAGUUCGAUAACUAGCCAAAUUGGCCCAGGCACUUUCGAAUUAUGGCCCUUGGAUUACUGAUCGGAACCACACGCCCAAACCACUUUGAAUCACUAUAGGAACCACUCACCCAAACCACUUUGAAUCACUAUAGGAACCACUCACCCAAACCACUUUGAAUCACAAAAUGAUUAGGCAGUUGUGGGAGACAUGUGCUUUUCUCAAAAGCAGCUCUAGUUUUGAUUUAUGAAAUAGAUAGGAACAUGACUUGAACAGGUAUAUUAUUUGUUACCUACUUUUUGAUCCACUUUUUCUGUAACAGGCUAUUUCCUUGAUUUCUCUUUGAAUAUCAGACAACACUUUGCAUUGUACAUCAUUCUAAAAAGGGUGGUAAUAGGAAAUUUUUUAAAUUUUCAAUAUAUCUUGAUUGGUUUUGAAUUUGACAUCAAAAUAUGAUUUCUUAACAUUUGCCCAUUUUAGGUUUCAGCCACAUCGCCACCAAAAUAUUAACAAGAUAUGAAUUUUGACUUACAGUAAUUUGUCAAUGGAUUGUUCAUGCACUUCAUGAUUUUUUUAGUGAGCAUUAAAUCAACAUUUCCAUGUUAUUAUUUUUAAAGUUUAGAAAAAUGAUAUAUUCAAAAUUGUCAUGGGCCAGAAAUUUACACAGAGAAAAUACAUUUUAGACAUAAAUGUUAGUAGUGACUGUUACAUUAUUAAAGAUAUAGUACAAAUUCAAAGAGAACUACACAUGUGGAGACCAUAAAAAUAAUGUAUAACAUAUAUCAGAAUCUUCCAAAUUAAAGCUUUAUUUUACAAAAAAAAUAUGGAUUUGGUUGAUCAAACGAUAGUUGUUUUUUUUUUUCAGGAUGGUAAUUAAUGUCCAGAGGGGCACAUUUGGUCUUCUUCCGCCGGGGUCAACGUAUGGCUUAAAUCGUUUUGACGUGACUUUAAACACAACAAAACCAUAUCUGACAUAUUAAAAAAAGAGAACAAACAUGGAAAAGAAAAUUUUGCAUCAUUAUUAUUUAUAAUGUUUCUAUGGAUUAAAUAUUUUUUAAGCAGAACUUUUAUGUUGUAAUAUUGUUGUUGUCUUGCAUUGAUAUAUAAAUCUGAUUAUCUGCUUAAAAUGUUGGGGGCAGCUUAUUUGUUAUGUUUGUAAUUUAGAAUUUUAUCUACUUUUUUGGUUCACCAACUUAAGUGUUUAGCGAGAUUGUUUUCCUUAAUUGCUCAAGAAUGAAGUACAAAUUGUAUAAUUCCUUCAAAAGUGCUCCUGUAGUUUAAUCGAAAGGAAUGGCCAAAAUAGUAAUCUUAUUAUUUUUAGCUCACCUGUCACAAAGUGACAAGGUGAGCUUUUGUGAUCACACGGCGUCCGUCAUCUGUGCAUCCGUCCGUGCGUACACUUUUGCUUGUGACCACUCUAGAGGUCACAUUUUUCAUGGGAUCUUUAUGAAAGUUGGUUAGAAUGUUCAUCUUGAUGAUAUCUAGGUCUAGUUUGAAACUGGGUCAUGUGCGGUCCAAAACUAGGUCUAAAAAUAGAAAAUCCUCCCUGGAGGCCAUAUUUUUUCAAUGGAUCUUCAUGAAAAUUGGUCAGAAUGUUAACCUUGAUGAUAUCUAGGUCAAGUUCGAAACCUGGUCACGUGCGGUCAAAAACUAGGUCAGUAGGUCUAAAAAUAGUGAAACUACUUAGUGGUUUUCAAUGAAACUUAGCCACAAUGAACUGGGUUGCGUGUGGACAGGCGAGCGAUUCUUGUUUUUAAUUUUAUGAGAAUCACUGGUUAAAUUGUUAACUCACAAUAGUUUUGAAAAUUAAUAUUUUUUAUUCUAAAUGCUGGUACUUAAAUAAUUCAAAAAAGGUUCAUAAACCAUUCAUGCUGUUAUUUAGAAUGAUACAUGAUACUGUUGUCCAGGAUCUAAAAAGAAAUUUAGCAAAAAACCUCUGUUAAAUAGGGCAAUCAAAUUAUUUUAUACCUAGUGCUGUACUGCCAAAUAGUUGUAGGUACAAGUAAUCAUAUGAAGCUUUGCCACAGGUACAUUAGAAACAGUAAAAUGCCAUGUUCUAUCAGCAUGUGAUAUUCUUUUUAUCAAGGCUGUUUUGUGUCAUAUAAAUCCAUUUGUGUGAAAGAUAACUCUGCUAUUCCUUGGGUCUUAUUUGUGACUAACUGUGAAACCUGGGGAAAUAAAAGCUUGAGGAAUUCACCUUCUUUAGGCAGCAGUCCCAGUUUUCGUUGAAGUUGAAAAGAAGCAACAUUGGUGCAACAAUUUGGCAGUACAACAAUAGAUAUGUUCUCUGAUUUAUGUUUUGUUUUAACUUGUUUUAUUUAAACUUACAUGGUAUGUUUGGUAUAAGAGUAUUUUAGUUUCCUAUUAUAAAAACAUAGACAGAGAAUGAUUUGUUUAUUUAAGGUGUGUAAUGCCUAGGACAUACUGGGCAUCCCUGGAAGACUUCACUUACUAACGGUCGUUUAUAUGACUGAAAAAUUGUUGAAAAAGACGUUAAACCCACACACACUUCACUUACUAAUAUUCUAUUUAGCUGUGUAGUUUGUGCUUUUAAUCCUCCGCCAUAAAUGGUGGGUGGUUAUAGGAAUGGUCUCCGUCCGUCCGUUGUGUCUGCUCCAUAUAACUUACACCCCUUGAAGAAUUUUCAUGAAACUUGGGUCAAAUGAUCACCUCAUCAAGACGAUAUGCAGAACUCAUGAGUCAGCCAUGUUGACUCAAGGUCAAAGGUUUGAGCCUUCCAUUUUGUGUCCGCUCUGUAUCUCCGAAACCCCUUGAAGAAUUUUCAUGAAAGUUCAAAUGAUUACCUCAUCAAGACGAUAUGCAGAACUCAUGAGUCAGCAAAGUCAGCUCAAGGUCGUCACAACUUAAGGUCAAAGGUUUGAGCCUUCCAUUUUGUGUCCGCUCUGUAUCUCCUAAACCCCUUGAAGGAUUUUCAUGAAACUUGGGUCAAAUGAUCACCUCAUCAAGACGAUGUGCAGAACUCAUGAGUCAGCCAUGUUGGCUCAAGGUCAAGGUCACAACUCAAGGUCAAAGGUUUGAGCCUUCCAUUUUGUGUCCGCUCUGUAUCUCCGUCGUAUAUGGACUAUAAAAUAUAUUUAACAUUGUGAAUGCUUCCACCCAAUACCAUCAACCCUUUAACUAUCCAUAACAGGGGCGGGGGAUAUAGCUGUCUUUCAGACUGCUUUGUGAUUACAUCAGUGCUUACCAUUCUCUACAAUGUUCGAUACUUUGGUUUGUCCAGGCCCUGCUUUUACCAGAGUCGGGGUGGCCAACCAACGUGACUACGAUAUCGUACACACGGGUAAAAAUGCGCGAUUUAUGUAACAUUUUUAGCUCAUCUGAUUUUUUAUGCCCCCAAAGGGAGACAUAUAGUUUUUGAACCGUCUGUCGGUUUGUCAGUCUGUCUGCAAUCUUCGUGUCCGGUCCAUAUCUUUGUCGUCUAUGGAUGGGUUUUGAAAUAACUUGGCUUGAAUGUGUACCACAGUAAGACGACGUGUCAUGCGCAAGGCCCCAGGUCCGUAGCUCAAAGGUCAAGGUCACACUUAGACGUUAAAGGAUAGUGCAUUGAUGGGCGUGUCCGGUCCAUAUCUUUGUCAUCGAUGGAUGGAUUUUCAAAUAACUUGGCAUGAAUGUGUACCACAGUAAGACGACGUGUCACGCAUAAGACCCAGGUCGUAGCUCAGAGGUCAAGGUCACACUUAGACAUUAAAGGGUAGUGCAUUGAUGGGCGUGUCAGGUCCAUAUCUUUGUCAUUCAUGGAUGGAAUUUCAAAUAACUCGGCAUGAAUGUGUACCACAGUAAGACGACGUGUCGCACGCAAGACCCAGGUCCGUAGCUCAAAGGUCAAGGUCACAAUUAGAUGUUAAAGGUCAUUUUUCAUGAUAGUGCAUUGGUGGGCGUGUCCGGUCCAUAUCUUUGUCAUUCAUGCAUGGAUUUUAUAAUAACUACGCACAAAUGUGUGGCACAGUAAGACGUGUCGCACGCAAGGCCCAGCUCCGUAGGUCGAAGGUCCUAAACUCUAACAUCGGCCAUAACUAAUCAUUCAGAGUGCCAUCGGAGGCAUGAGUCAUCCUAUGGAGACAGCUCUUGUUGAAAAAAAAUGAUGAGUUACUGUCAUCACUUGUGCGGUUGUCGGCGUUGGCGUCUGCGUCGGCGUUGCCUGGUUAAGUUUUAUGUUAAGGUCAGCUUUUCUCCUAAACUACCAAAGCUAUUGCUUUGAAACUUUGAACACUUGUUCACCAUCAUAAGCUGACCCUGUAUAGCAAGAAACAUAACUCCAUCCUGCUUUUUGCAAGAUUUAUGGCCCCUUUUGUACUUAGAAAAUAUCAGAUUUCUUGGUUAAGUUUUAUGUUUAGGUCAACUUUUCUCCUAAACUAUCAAAGGUAUUGCUUUGAAACUUGCAACACUUGUUCGCCAUCAUAAGCUGACCCUGUACAUCAAGAAACAUAACUCCAUCCUGCUUUUUGCAAGAAUUAUUGCCCCUUUUGGACUAAGAAAAUCAGUUUUCUUGGUUAAGUUUUAUGUUUAGGUCAGCUUUUCUCCUAAACUAUCAAAGCUAUUGCCUUAAAACUUGCAACUGUUGUUCACCAUCAUAAGCUGACCCUGUACAGCAUGAAACAUAACUCCAUCCUGCUUUUUGUAAGAUUUAUGGCCCCUUUUGGACUUAGAAAAUAUUAAAUUUCUUGGUUAAGUUUUAUGUUUAGGUCAACUUUUUCUCUUAAACUAUCAAAGCUAUUGCUUUGAAACUUGCAACACUUGUUCACCAUCAUAAGCUGACCCUGUACAGCAAGCAACAUAACUCCAUCCUGCAUUUUGCAAUAAUUAUUGCCCCUUUUGGACUUAGAAAAUCAUUUUCUUGGUUGAGUAUUAUGUUUAAGUCAACUUUUCUCAUAAACUGUCAAAGCUAUUGCUUUAAAACUUGCAACAGUUUAUCACCAUCAUAAGCGGACGCUAUACGUCAAGAAACAUAACUCUGUCUUGCUUUUUGCAAGAAUGAUGGCCCUUUUUAGACUUAGAAAAUCAUGGAUAGGACAAUAUUUCUAUUAUACAAAAAAAUCAGAUGAGCGUCAGCACCCGCAAGGCGGUGCUCUUGUUCUUUGUUGUUAUUUCCUUGUUACUCGAUAGAUUUGAAUAAAACUGUGUCAAAUAAAGAAAAACCAGUGCUUUCCUCUGCACAAAACGUCUGCCAUGCUCAGUCAGUACUGUCUUCAAACACUUUGCUCAAAUUCCAGUGUGAAUGUUAUCUACACAAAUGGUCCAUGAAACAAAAUUUGGCAAAGCGUUUGAGAAAACUUUCAAGAAUUUCUGUCACUUUAAGGCAUCCAUUUUCCUGUCGUCGGCGCUUUUUAUUUUAUCAAAAUUUGUCAAGUAAUAAGGAAAUUAUAAGCAAAUAUGAAACCUGAAUCGAGCGACUUCCACAGUGUGUACGAUAUCAUAAAGUCAAGUGGGUUGGCCACCUUGAGUGUUCUUAAGACGAGAAUAGUUCUUAAAGGUUGUAUGAAGUUUCUUCUUUUAAAUACCCAUAUUUUACAUUUUAACAAGAUUUACUGUAGAGUAAUUUAGUUUCAGAAGUGUUUUUUUUUUACUGACAGGCUUGAAAAGACGUUCCAGGUGUCUUUUGUACAAAUUGCAGGUCCGGAUUUUGUGUUAUUGACAGGUGUGUAAUGCUGAGCCAGAGUCAAGACUUAAAGAAAAACAUUAUGGAAAUUUAUGUCUAGUGACAUGUAAUAAAACUUUUACUGAAUGGCUUGCUGGUCAGUAGUCAUAUAGUCAAAAUUAUUGACUGACAGCCCAUUCAGAAAGUGUUUACUUGUCAUAUAGUCGUUUUUGAUUAAGAAAAAAAAUCGCAGUUAAAGAACACAAGUUUGGCCAAGAAAAAAUAUAUAUGUACAUCUGUGAAGGAAAACUUUCUGUUUAUUGUUAUGAUACGUGUUUUGUGUUUUAUUUAGUGUAUUAGAUUUUACCUAGCUCUUACAGAAACUUACAGAAUGAUAGUUUUAAGGUUGUUGUCAUGUUGAGAGUUCAUAUAUAUUAACAAAUGGAAUUUUAUUACAUGUGAAAUGUUUUUAUAAAAUGAUGCCCUGUGCAAUAUAUAAUAACACAAACAA